AUGACGUCGGCUGUGAAUUGGAAGGCUGUUAGAGCCGGUGUUGUCUCUAAACGAUUCGCACUUUUGGGAAAAUAUCCUCCUUGUCCAUGGUAUCGUCCGCUGAAAGAAGAGUUUGUUGCCUUGCAAAACGUUUUGCCGGAAGAGCAAGAGCACUUUAUGAAUGACGAAGUGCGGAUGUUUCUAGCGGGAUACGAAACAGAAAACAUUCGGUUCUCCUACAAUGCUGACUCCGAUUCUCCUGUGGGUCUGAAAGUCAAUCCAUCGUUAGAUCCGUUCAUGAGGUCCGCUAUUGAAAGGUUUAAAAACAUCUUUAUCAGUGUCUGGAAUAUACGCGUCUACGGUUAUGUUCUGAAGCACGAUUUUUCGUUCUCACUUACGGCACGAGCUGUUGCUUACGAUAUUGUAACACGCUUUGAUAAACUCCUUCGUCCUAUUAUUGAAGAACGCUGUUAUGAUCUUGCUGAUUUUGGUCUAAACACUCUUAGUCGCACUGUUGCGAGUGUGCAGUCUUCCAUAAGAAUCUAUGCAAAUGUCAUAACAUCGAUUAAAAAGGAUUCUCUUGUUGGAGGUCAAGUUUUAACCAUGUUGUACAAUUUACGAGAGAAUGCCAUUGUGACAAAGGACAUGCAUGAUCUGCAGGAAAUUUUCAUGGUUGCUUGGAAAGUGUUUGCAGUAAGAGUGGGAGCUUGGGUAGAACAAGGACUACUAAACGAUUCAGAGUUGGAGUUCAUUAUUUGGCCUACUUCGGCGUUAUCACCAGCGGUGUGCUCAAAGAUCGUCUCAAAUUCUUCAAUAAGACUUGAUUCCAAUGAUUAUAUUUUGAUUGAAGACCUUUGUCCUUCAUUCCUGCUCAGUCUUCUUCCAUCGAUAGUCAAAUGUGGUUAUUACAACAAUAUGAUCAGCAAGGCUAAUAUGGGUCAAGAAAAGACAUCAACAGCUUGGUCGGAGCUUAAUGUAACGCAGUUGCAACGUAAAGUUCAUGAAUUUGAAAAGAGCAAGUCAUCCGUGGUGCUAAAACACUUACGUGCCAGUAUGUCGUUCGACACUGCAAUACGAGAUGUCAUGAUGUUACUUCUUGAAGGGAGGGAGAUCGACAUCUUACUAAAGCAUUGUCAGAAAGAAUCAAUUCUAGAACGACCGGUGGAAGAAGUCUCGAAGCAACAAUUACGGAGAGUCUCAGAGAUGUUCAUAAGAGGACUAUCUAGCAAAAUCCCAUUUGUGUCCAAUUUCAAACUUUCGCUAUCUAAUGGUUAUAUAUUUGAAGAACUGCGUACGUCAUCUCUUGUAAACGAUGCUCCACGUGAACCACUUAAGCCAUUAGAUAAAAUGUUACUUCUCGACGUCUUAUGCAUGGCAUAUACACCUCCAACAAAGAUGGAAAAACUAAUACCUCUCUAUAUUAUUCAGAUGUACACCUUCGUAUUUCGACUUUAUAUGCAACUUCGUGCUUCUAUAACAUGUCUAUCGGAAGGGUUGUUUGAAUUGGGCCUCACGAGAAACCCAUCCAGCUUUCCUCGUGCUGCCAUUUUGUCCGCUCUUUAUCGAAAUGUUGUUGAUCUAACAGUUGACUUUGCGGAUGCAGUUGCUCUUGCUACGUCAAAUUUUGUUAAUGAGAUGGCCGAGGCUGAGAGUAUCGAUGCGGUGCUGAAGCUACAAAAGGAUGUCGUUUUCCAGAUUUUUGCCGAGAGCGGUCUGAAUCAAUGGAGGAAAUUGGCUUAUAUGAUGCGUUUAGUAAAUCUGGUAUCUAGAUUGGGUGUAUCUGGCCUCUUAAAUUCUACAACACUUACUGAGGAUUAUUAUGUCAUACUAGAAGAUGUGGAGUCAAUGGAGCUUACCGAAUGA
Angiostrongylus costaricensis is the source of this 1842-nucleotide messenger RNA. Lineage: Eukaryota; Metazoa; Nematoda; Chromadorea; Rhabditida; Metastrongylidae. The record is from the annotation of a GenBank genome assembly.